AAAAACUAAUGCAAUGGGUAUAAAUGGCCAAGUUCUUCCGCAUGAAUAGUCAUUUUUAACCAAAAAAGAAACAUGAAGUGUGUAUACAUUGUGAUAUAUUUUCUAGUUCUGCUCCACAGUGGCGUCAAGAGUCAAAACAUGGAAGAAGUAGCAAACCUAAUGACUAAUUGUCUUAAGAAAUAUCCUGUAUCAGAUGAAGAAUUCGUAAGGCAGCAUGCGAUGGAUAAUGAUCUCAGGCUGGCUAGCGACAGUUACAAAUGUUUUGGUAUGUGUGUGGUACAAGGCAGAGGAUGGUUUAUCGACGAUGUCCUCAUAGAUGAUGCGUAUAUCAAAGCCGAAGGCAAUGGUAUCUUAGCAAAACGUGGUGACCAAUUGCAUAAUUUUGCCAAAGAAUGUAAACUUUUGGUUGGAGCUAAUAAAUGCGAUACUGUGUUCCAAGUUACUAACUGUAUGGAUGAUAAAAUCAAAGAACUUUUAAGAUUGCUGAAGUUAUUUUAGAAUGAAAUGUAAAACUUUGAAAUAAACAGUAUGAGGGUUAUGGCCAUUGAGCAUAUAAAAUCAA
Molecule: messenger RNA, 562 nt
Organism: Stomoxys calcitrans (stable fly)
Lineage: Eukaryota; Metazoa; Arthropoda; Insecta; Diptera; Muscidae
Exons: 2
Coding region: 73-498 (141 amino acids)
Molecular function (GO): odorant binding
Source: RefSeq, a predicted model, not a curated record